Messenger RNA from Torulaspora delbrueckii, 654 nucleotides. It is a transcript of the gene DUO1, whose product is annotated as Duo1p. NCBI's taxonomy places the organism in Eukaryota, Fungi, Ascomycota, Saccharomycetes, Saccharomycetales, Saccharomycetaceae. Gene Ontology annotation, biological process: mitotic cell cycle. The transcript has a single exon. The record is from RefSeq and is a predicted model, not a curated record. Gene Ontology annotation, cellular component: DASH complex; mitotic spindle. Bases 1 to 654 code for a protein of 217 amino acids.
AUGGAUGACUCGACUGUGAACAAGCUUAUCCCACAGAUGUUCGAUCAGAUGAGAUCGAAUCUGGGCAUCAAGCCUCGGGAGCAUGACGAUGGACACGGUCAUUACCUUGAUUCAUCGGCGCAAGGUUCUGCGAUUAAUACACAAUCAUUGUUGAAGGAGCUGGGCUCUCUAGACAAGAUAAUUCCGAUGAUUGAGGCGGUGGAUAGUUUAUUACAGAAGGCAGUACCGUCGCACCUCAAUCGGCUACAUGAAAUCUGCAAAUCCACCAACGCUAUGCUGGAUUCCUGGGUGAGUAUUCAGUCUCAUGCUGGUUAUGUACACAAUUUAAUGGACUCAGAUAAGUAUUUGAAAUACUGUGAUACUCAACUUAAUUCUGGCGAUGCGGUUACUGCGGAAGCCAUCAUCGCAGAAGAAAUGAAAGAUAUCGAGUCUCUCAGAGAGCAAAUCGCUAAUGAGGGGAAUAAGAAGUUAAAUCGCGAACAAAAACCUUCGUCAGAUGGCCCAGUGAGCGUAAGAGGACCCACUAGCGCUGGAAAAGUUAACAAGAAUAAAUCCAUUAUACGCUCAAGGGUUCAAAGACCGUCAGCAAUACCAAGCGUUACGUCCAGAAUAACGAGGCCGACGGCUAGUAGUUCGAGGAAGAUGUUUCGGUAG